Hyalella azteca is the source of this 4415-nucleotide messenger RNA. RefSeq lists its product as uncharacterized. The annotation marks the transcript as partial. Lineage: Eukaryota; Metazoa; Arthropoda; Malacostraca; Amphipoda; Hyalellidae. The record is from RefSeq and is a predicted model, not a curated record. Gene Ontology annotation, molecular function: oxygen binding; heme binding. The transcript has 2 exons.
GUUGUUCGAGCGCAACGCGGAGCUGUUGUCGCUCUUCGUUAAGUUCCGGGAACUCAAAACCCCGGACGAACAAGCCGAGUCUCUGGAGUUAGCGGAGCACGCGACUGUUGUCAUGAGCUCCAUCGACGAGGGCAUCCGCGCCAUGGACAACGUCGACUUCUUCUUCGACCUCCUGCACCAAAUUGGCGGCUCGCACGUCAAGAUACCUGGCUUUAAGAAGGAAUACUUCUGGAAAAUUGAGCGCCCGUUUUUGGAGGCUGUGCGGCUGACACUCGGCGAUCGCUACACCGAUAACAUGGACCAGAUUUACCAGCUCACCAUAAAGUUCGUGCUCGAGACGGUGGUGAAAGGAUACGAGAUGGCGGUUGAACGCGAAGUCAACGAGAACGUCCAACAACUCGACUUGAGUUCAGAGCCAGCAAUGAACAACGGCUCUGACGUUCCUGCACAGACUACAUCAGCGCAGAACGGCGCUAACUCGGCGGAGAGUUCGGCCGUACGUGCACAAGGAGACGCCGCCCCAGCUACGGCCGGAGGAGGGAAAUGUCCUGCUGUGUGUCCGUAUGUGUCCUCUGGGUCGCUAAGUCCCACGACGAGCUGAAGCGCCGCGCGUGCAUAUUUAUCCCUACUAAAGAUUAUUGAUUGAUCACCUAAGUUAUGGCCAUACACUGGCUUGAGGUGGGCCACCGAUAAUUUUUAAUAGGGGUAAAUUAUUUACUAUAGUUAUAAGUUGGAUAUUUUCGGCCCUUUAUGGCCAGACAAUGAUUGACCACUAAUAAUAUGUCUCCUGAAAGUUAAAGGUCAGUUAAAGAUGCCCAAUUCAGGAAACGAAGGGUGUGCUGAUUUUAUGGUCAAUUUUUGCACGAACAAAAGGCCAGCGAGAGGGAGAGCAAUGGUAUACAUUCUUCGUGCUGGCUCAUCAUGUACUGCGUCGGAAAAACAGUCACUUAUUCGCUAUUUAUUGAUUAAAUUUACAUUUUGUUUCUGAAAACAUUUAGGGCUUCAUGAUGCGCAAAUCAAAAUAUGCAGUAGGACUCAUAUAUUAAAUUAUACAUAUAUACAAAGGAAGGAAUUUGGUAUUUAAUGAGUGAGUGAGUUAAUCCAUUGCGUCAUGGCCAGAGAAAUAUUUUUACGGAACUUAUUUUUACAUGAGCGUAGUUAUGUAAAAAACAAAAUCUGAUUCCAAAUUACUUCCUAGUAAUACGUAUUAGCAUUGCAUCGCAUCUUGGAAUGAAAAGCCGUUUUUUAGUGUAAUUAUAUGACCACGUGAGGCUUGUUUGAGUUAAAAAGCACGUCGUGUAUAAGCGUGGGAUAUGCGAAGUCUUAGAAAGUGUGAAUUAGUUAUCAUCGUUACGGAGAAAAUAUUUCGCCAAAUUCAAAACGAUGCUUGCCUUUGAAACGCGUCAUAAAUUCCUUUCACUUUCUUUAAUGUUUCUUUGUUUGUCGGAAAAAGUUCUAUCAUAACGAGAAACAACAAGAAUUUAACUUAGAUUGUGAAAUUAGUCUUAAGUAAUCUAAAUUCGCUGUUCUAUUCAAUAAUGAUCGCUAAAACAUUAUUUAGAAUAAGAAUUUGUUCUCGUUGAGGUAACUAAGAAAACGUUGGUUAUGGGUUUGUCGUUCUUCUGGUUGGCUUUAAACGCGCCCCGCUAGAGAACUGCUGACGCCGGCAUCUGACCGGAGGAAAAAUUCUGGCAAUUAGCUGUGGUUUAUGCGCAGCCAGAGACAUAGAAUAGUCUAAAAUUGGAUCUAAACUUAUUAAGAGCAUGUAACCCAUGCAGUCACAUGGAGCUGUAAUUAGAUCAUCAUUAUGAAGAAUCUGGCAUUAGAGACGAUUUCAUGUGAAUUUACUACGUAGAAAAGUUUGCUAUCGGCGCCGGAACGGCUACUUCGAUUAAUGUUUGCAGAACUUCUAACAAUAACAAUCAAUCUUAAGGAGUUAAUAAUUUGGUCUUUUAAAUUCUAAACUGAAUUGCCCAUGCGAUUCAAAUUUUAGACGAGUUUACACUCGUGCAACUGUUACGAAUAGUAUUCUAUGAUGCAUUUUGUAUAUAAGGGCUGGAUAAGGAACAUUCAAAUCGAGCUGGAUAUAUUUACGAGUUAGAUUAGAUUUGGUGUACUGUCCUUUUCCUUUAGUCAACUCAAAUUUUGGACCAAAAAUGUCUUUUCUGUCAUUCACUUGACUGGUGCAAUGCUGUUUUCUUCAUCAUUACUGAGCUUGUCAAGUAUAAGCAGCACAAUUCAAAGCGUCACUGCUACUUUGGAAGAAUCGGAAUUCUGAAAAAUUGUCAAAAAAAGUACUCAGUGACUCGAGAUUCCAGCAGCUCUAAUUUACAUUAACGUCUCUUCUCCCAGGUUCGACCCUUGAUUCGGUAAAUUUUUACGGUGAUGUUUUUGUACAUCUUUGCAGUCUGGCGAUGAGAAGAAAGACUUAUAAAAAAUGUGUGUUGUUGAGAUGUCACUUGAAAAAAACAUGCUUAGGACUACUGAUAUUGUGGCCAGUGUUAUUUAAUAAUCUCUUAGUCGGAGAAAGACGAGACUGUUAGCGUAAGAUUAACUUGGCCGUAAUGCUGAGAACUUCCUAGUCGUCGUGACUUGCAGAUGUGGAUCGUUGGAUUUGACUUCACAACAGGUCUGCGAGAGCCUAAUUGUGGCCAUUAUUACCAUCUAUUUCAAAGGUCAUCCCGUUGAUGCAAUAUCCUUCAAUUUUCAUGGUAAUUAGUCAGAGGUGCAAUUAUUCAUUUCCUCAAGUUGGCUGUUGCACGAGAAAAUGAAUACUUAUUUUCUGAAACUCCCGACUGCCUUGCUGCCAUAUGUCAAAUUUUGUACGCCAAGUGAAACUUAUAGAAUGAAGUGAACUAGUUAUUAGUCAGCGUAGUUAUAGUAUAGUUACUUUAAACUUAGUGGCUGGGUGGUCUUGCUUAAGCUCUCGACUUGUAUCAGAGUGUACCAAUACACGAAAUUUUUUUCUUGGAAAACUUCUUUCUCAGCCGUUGUAACUCAUGAAAGAAAGAAGCGCACAUUUUUUUAAAUUAAAUUUCGAAUUUCUUGGUUGUUUAUGGCCUUGACUUACUGACGUUUGCCGUGCGAGUUCGAGCAUUUAUCUGAUACAUUGUUACCUAUUCCAUUAAAUAUUCCACAAUGUUUAACCGUCAUUUGAGGUCCUGGUUUAGUGGAUGGAAAUUUUGAACGUACCUUUCAUGGUGUUGAAUUAUCUUACCAUGUGGUUGAAAUUCUACGAGCUAGAAUAAUCAUUAGGAUGCGUGUCGCACCUCAACGAAGAUAUAUUCCUCUUCGGUGUUUUUCAUGACAAUAACGUAUGAUGAAUUUUAGUGGUGCAUGCAUGGCUGUUCCCACUGAGUUACUUCGGUGUUGAAUGUUCAAUAAAUUGAUUAAUUUCAAUGAAUACUCCUUCGUUUUGUCAUCACUGUUAUAUUUUUUUGCACGACCACACCGUUAGUCCAGCGGUCAGUACGUGUUUCGCUGCACGGCUGCAGGCGUGUCAAUUUGUUCUUGGAUGUAAAGAAAUCUUGUGCUUGAAAGCUUGACUUUCUCAUCGAGUAAUUGAAGCAAAGUUGCAAUUGUUUACCUAAAGAAUCAAGAUAUGCGAACUCUUAUCAAGCAGAAUAAAUAGCUUAAUUGAUACAGUAGCUCGAUACUCAACUUUCAAAGAUUUACGCAUCUGCGUCUCAAUACGCGUAACUCAUCAUAAAAUAUGCGAAGAACCAAAUAAAAAACUAGGUAUUCCAUAAAGUGUAUACGUAAUUUAUUUAUCUAUUCUUGAACUAUGUGUUAAAGACAGUCAUUGUCACAGAGAAUUAAUCUAAUUCAACACAUUCAAGAAAAUCAAUUUUACAUCUGAAAUUUUUAGGCAGCUUGUAUGAAGUCUUACGUUGCAAACAUGAAGAGUUCGAGUGCGUAUCUACAAUACAUGUUUUACCGGGAUGCCCCCGAGAUCUUCAAUUUUAGAUUUAAUUAUCAAAUUAUUCGACUCUUCUAACUUGGUUAAUCUGGAAACUUUGUUGAUCUGAAAUUGAAAUUGCGACUGCUUCUCUCUUGUAUUUUCCUGCAUUUGCAUGAAAUUGAAAUUAUUAUUUGACGCAGCUUAGGGAUUAUACCCAUAUAUAUACCACGGGUAGCUGGUUCACAGACUGGUGCUAAACAUCUUUCUAAUAUGUGACCAAAUAAUCAAAUAAAAUCCGCAUCAGCCUCUUAAUUGCCACGUAAGCCAAUAGUUGUAUUUAUUAGGUCCCGAUUUCAACGAAUUAAGUCAUACUUAUUCAUCAUUUGGGAGCUGGAUUGCUAUGAUUUGCAACUCUGCAUGUCCCUUACUCCUUGCACCUCAUUUUUAUGGAACAAACGCAGAAUUACUGAAUUAUUUCUCAAUUAAAUGUGUUAAAAUACAAAAUUUAAUUGAG